AUGAAAGACCCGUCCAAUCCCAAACAGCCUCGCUUCCUGGUUAUAGGCGCUGGCUCUCGCGGAAAUGCCUACGCUCGCGCCGUAAAUACUGCAACAACGGGCGUGAUUCACGCCGUUGCCGAACCGCAUGCCGUGAAACGCCGCGAAUUCGGCCGCAACUACAUCUGGAAAACCGUUCCCAGCGCUGGGCAGGAGUUCGCAGACUGGCGUGAAUGGAUAGCGUGGGAACUUGGGCGCCGGAACUCGGCCGAGUCAGCAAACACUGUCGGCGUGGAUGGUGUGUUUAUCUGUACACUGGACGAAACACACGUGGAAAUUGUCCAGGCUGUCGCUCCACUUAAGCUGCAUAUUCUCUGUGAGAAACCUCUUGCUCUUUCGCUGGAUGACUGCUUGACGGUUUACCGUACGCUCCAGCCGCCGGAGGGCUCGAGUGUAACGCCUCCUGAGAAGAUAUUCUCAAUCGGCCAUGUCCUUCGCUACAGUCCGCAUAAUAUCCUCCUUCGAAAACUCUUGGCCGAUCGCGUAAUUGGCGAUAUAAUUUCCUUGGAGCAUUGCGAGCCUGUCGGGUGGUGGCACUUCUCUCACAGCUAUGUGCGCGGGAACUGGCGACGCGCCACGGCGGCGGGGGAUGGGUCCCUCCUUACGAAAUCCUGUCAUGAUAUUGAUUUUAUUAUGUGGCUACUCUGUUCCCCGCCUACUCCGGAGACGGGCACGCAGCAGACGCUCCAGCCACAUUUCCCGCGAUCCAUAUCUUCUGCAGGAACCAUGACGCAGUUCCGGCGCAAGCGCAAACCUGCCACUGCUGGUAAUGCGACGAAUUGUCUCUCUUGUCCUGCGGAGCCAGACUGUAGCUACAGUGCUGUGAAAAUCUACAAUGACCGCCAUUUGGCACAAGGACACACGGCUUGGCCUGUUGAUAUCGUUUGUCCCGACAUCGAGGACGUUUUUCGUGCACAGGGCAGCAAAGCUGCUGAGUCCCUGCUUCUCGCCCGUCUUGGCGAGGAUUAUGACCGGACUACAAUGGCUGAUGAGACUAUUGCUUCACGGCCCUGGUAUGGGCGCUGUGUCUACGAGGCAGACAAUGAUGUCUGCGACGACCAGGUGGUAACGCUGGCUUGGGACGAUGAAGAGACAGCGCCGCACCGGCUUGCCAAAACGGCCUCCUUCCACAUGAUUGCUCCCACGGAGAAGCAAUGUGAGCGACGAGGUCGUGUCUAUGGCACAACCGGUGAGAUCGCAUAUGAUAGUCAUUCGAUCUCAAUCUACGAUUUCGGGACGCAGAAGACUUCUACCAUUGAUGUACCGAAGCCGCCUCCUGAUCAGAAGGAGUCACAUGGCGGUGGGGACUAUGGACUCGCUAGACAGUUUGUCAGCGCCGUCGAGGCCGUUGAAAACGGUGGAGUGGACGUUGAAACUGCGCAGGCACGGUUUGUCGGGUGUUCACUUGAAGAGGUAGUUCGCAGCCAUGCAGUUGUUUUUGCGGCCGAGGAAGCGAGGAGGGAGGAGAAGGUCAUUAAAUGGGAAUCUUGGUGGAGUGAAAAACUGGAAACCUCUGCUGCAGCAUGUAAGACACAAGCAUAG
Penicillium salamii is the source of this 1581-nucleotide messenger RNA. NCBI's taxonomy places the organism in Eukaryota, Fungi, Ascomycota, Eurotiomycetes, Eurotiales, Aspergillaceae. The record is from the annotation of a GenBank genome assembly.